AUGGCGUUUUUACCAGAGGCGGUUAGCCGUUUAGGUAAAAGAUUGCUGGGCACAGAGUUAUUCACUCUAGCCAAUACCAAUCGUCUCUUCAUGCGGCAAAGCACUACUCCUGCUAUCUGUUAUGGCGACUGUAAUGCAGCAUACAAAAUUGCACAAUCUGUUGGGAAGAGCGUAGAACUAUGUCUUUCGAAUUCUUCAUUCCAGCUUGCAUAUGAAUCGUGCAAGAACUGCACAGAAGGCAAUACAAAAAGCGACGGAAACAGUACUCAAGAGGAUCAGCUACCGCAAUUCUCACCAUAUUUAGACUUCUGUGGUAAUUUCAGUGAAGGAUCGCUUACAGUUGCUCCGACGUCUACCCCGACGGAUUGCGCAGAACUGUACUCUACACUCAAGGCCCCCAAUCUAUCUCAGAGACGCUGGAAUACUCAAUCGACACCCGAAACUCUGCCUCCAAGACGUGGUCCAAUAUCAUAUGCCACAAUCGUGGGACCUGUUGUUCCGUCCGUCGUCCUGUUAUUAUUGGUAGGCUUUCUUGGUUUCCGUUGGUUCAAGCGAAGGCGAGCAAGCAAAGCUGCAACAGGCCCUGCACCGAAUGAAGAAGAUCCGAAAGAAUCCAAGCCACAGCUACACUCUGAUUGCAUUACACGGCCGACGUUUGAGUUGGAGGGGUCUGUGCCUAUUGUACCUGAUGAUACUGUUCACACGAAAGACAAGGCGGAAAUGUCUGCCAAUGAGCCGGCAGCACAUGAAAUGUCAGGAGAUAAGAAAAUCUCGAGGAAGCCGGUUGGUCUCCAGAUUCCUGGUGGUACCCAAUUAUCGGAGGAUCGACGCAAUAACAUCGACUUGGCCGAGUAA
This is a messenger RNA of Fusarium graminearum PH-1, 855 nucleotides long. RefSeq lists its product as uncharacterized. The transcript is spliced from 5 exons. The coding region runs from base 1 to 855 and encodes 284 amino acids. NCBI's taxonomy places the organism in Eukaryota, Fungi, Ascomycota, Sordariomycetes, Hypocreales, Nectriaceae. The record is from RefSeq and is a predicted model, not a curated record.